This is a messenger RNA of Pristis pectinata (smalltooth sawfish), 3429 nucleotides long. It is a transcript of the gene spon1b, whose product is annotated as spondin 1b. The record is from RefSeq and is a predicted model, not a curated record. Lineage: Eukaryota; Metazoa; Chordata; Chondrichthyes; Rhinopristiformes; Pristidae. The transcript has 16 exons. Gene Ontology annotation, cellular component: extracellular matrix. Bases 222 to 2609 code for a protein of 795 amino acids. Gene Ontology annotation, biological process: cell adhesion.
AAUCCCCCCCCCCCCCCCCCAAGGGAGGUUUUAUUUUAAGAGCGCACGGGUCUGCGGAGAUGGGAUUACCUUGGAAAUUCGCCUAGCUUCACAAGGAGUGGGAGCUUCGGGAGGCAGAGAGUGUGUGUGUGUCAGUGUGCAGAUCAGCCUCCGGGCGAGGGGGUGGGGGAGAGGGAGGGAGAGAGAGAGAGAGAGAGAGAGAGAUAGGGACUCCACUCGCCAUGGACUUCACUGUGCGCUUCUUCGCUCUUUUGCUCGCCCUCGGCGCUGCCGCCGCUUCCUUCUACGACGAGGGUGCCGUGGCUGACGGAUACUGCAGCCGGAUCGUCCGCUCCCCCGGCAGCCGAAGGGACGGCAACACCGGCUUCAUCCUCCGCAUCGAGGGCAGCCCCGAGUUCUACAGCCCCGGCAGCACCUACCGCGUAACCCUCUCGGCCACCGUGCCCUCCUAUUUCCGUGGAUUCACCCUCAUUGCUCUCCGGGAUGGCGAGGAUGGUCACAGGGAGGAGGAUUACGCUGGGAAUUUUCAGAUCAUUGAUCACGAGGACACGCAGUUUAUGACCAACUGCCCGUACGCUGUCACCGAGAGCACACCCCGGAGAAGGACGCGGAUUCAGGUCUUUUGGACGGCACCGGCUGCUGGCACGGGCUGCGUUGUGUUGAAAGCAAGCAUUGUGCAGAAGCGGAUAAUCUGGUUCCAGGAUGAUGGGGCACUUACCAAGAGACUGUGUGAGAAAGUGUCGAGUGAAGAGUCUGCCACAGAAAGACCCAUCCAGGACUGUUGUGCCUGUGGAACAGCAAAGUACCGAUUAACGUUUUAUGGAAAUUGGUCAGAGAAAACUCAUCCGAGGGAUUAUCCAAAAUUUGCAACUCACUGGUCUGCCAUCAUCGGAGCGUCUCACUCCAAGUCUUACAUGCUGUGGGAGUACGGGGGAUUUGCCAGUGAUGGGGUAAGGCAGGUCGCUGAGUGGGGCUCCCCCGUGAAGAUGGAAGAAGAAAUCCGACAGCAAGGCGAUAGUGUGUUGACUGUCAUCAAGGCGAAAGCACAAUGGCCUGCUUGGCAACCCCUGAAUGUUCGGGCAGCUCCAUCGGCAGAGUUCUCUGUUGAUCGCACACGGCACCUCAUGUCCUUCCUGACGAUGCUGGGACCCAGUCCAGACUGGAAUGUGGGGCUCUCGGCUGAGGACCUCUGCACCAAAGAUUGCGGCUGGGUGCAGAAGGUCAUUCAAGACCUCAUUCCCUGGGAUGCUGGGACUGACAGUGGAGUGACCUAUCUGUCUCCAAACCAGAUCACAGACCCUCAAGAAAGGAUUAGACCGCUAACCAGCUUGGAUCAUCCUAAGAGCCCCUUCUAUGAUCCUGAGGGUGGUCCCAUUGUACCUGUGGCCAGAGUUGUCAUUGAGAGAAUUGCAAGAAAGGGGGAGCAGUGUAACAUUCAGCCUGAUAAUGUGGACGAUAUUGUGGCAGAUCUUAACCAGGAGGAAAAGGAUGAAGAUGACACUCCUGAAACGUGUAUCUACUCCAAUUGGUCGCAGUGGUCAGCCUGCAGCUCCUCUACCUGUGAGAAGGGGAAACGGAUGAGGCAGAGGAUGCUCAAAGCCCAACUGGACCUCAGCGUGCCCUGCCCACAUACUCAAGAUUUCGAGCCGUGUAUGGGACCAGGUUGUCGUGACGAUGAUGCCUCGACGUGCAUGAUGUCGGAGUGGAUCAGCUGGUCUCCCUGCAGCCUCUCCUGCGGAAUGGGCUUGAGGUCUCGGGAGAGGUACAUCAAACAGUACCCCGAGGACGGUUCCCCCUGCACCCUGCCCACGGAGGAGACCGAGAAGUGCACCGUCAAUGAGGAAUGCUCAUCGAACACCUGCUUUGUGACAGAGUGGGGAGAGUGGGAAGAGUGCAGUGCAAGCUGUGGCAUGGGCACCAAGAGCCGGCAGAGAAUGAUCAAGAUGCACCCGUCCGAUGGAUCCAUGUGCAAGGUGGACACGGUUCAAAUGGAGAAGUGUGGGAUGCCAGACUGCCAGACCAUCCCAUGCAUGCUGACCCUCUGGUCGGACUGGAGCGACUGCAGUGUGACCUGUGGCAUCGGCAUGCGGAUGCGGCGGAGGAUGCUGAAGUCACCAGCCGAGGUGGGCGAGUGCAACGAGGAGCUGGAGCAGCUGGAGAAGUGCAUGCUGCCAGAGUGCCCGACUGAUUGCAUGGUCUCCGAUUGGUCGGAAUGGUCUGAGUGCAACAAAUCUUGCGGCAAGGGCCACAUGAUCAGGACGAGGAUGGUGAAGCUGGAGCCGCAGUUCGGCGGAGCCCCUUGUCCGGAGACUGUCCAACGCAAGAAGUGCAAAGUUCGGAGGUGUACGAGGAGGCAAGGGGACGAGAAGAGGCGUCGCAAGGAAGCUCCAGAAAGGCAGGGGAACAAAGAGACGAGAGGGGAGCCAAAAAUUCCUGAACAUACAGGGUGCAAGAUGAAACCAUGGACUGCAUGGACUGACUGCAGCAAGUACUGUGGUGGGGGCAUUCAGGAGCGUUUCAUGGCAGUGAAGAGAAAAUAUCGCACCUCCCAGCUCACCGGCUGCAAGGAUAUGAGAGAGAUUCGAGCAUGCAAUGUCCAUCCAUGUUAGGAAGUGUGGCAGGCUAUCCUUGCUCAUAGAUAGACUCACGGCUUUUUGUUCUAAAGUGACGGAAUAAUAUUUUAAUUUCAUUCCGACACGAAACCUUUCCGUAUCUGUAACAUUUAUAAGUGUUCCAAUAUCACUGUACACACAUACAUACAUAUGCGCGUGCACACACACACACCCUGUACCCACACUCACAAGCUGAUUAGAAAGAAGUCUGAAUUGUUUAACCUGUGGUUACAUUUUAUUUUAAUUUUUAUACACUGGUGUGUGAUGUUAUUUUUCUCCAAGAGUGUUAAAACCUUUGCAUCAUAGCUGUUGGUUGUGAGAUUUUUUUAAAAUAAAAAUAAAUUCAUUUAUUAUACAAGACUUAGAUGCCUUAUCAAAGUAACAUUUACUGUUUGUUCUUUCACGGUAAGAAAAAGAAUAAAGUUAAAGAAACUUAAUAGACUUAAUAAUUAAAAUAGUUUUAAUUUGCCUAUUGUUUGUUACAUUCUGUGGUAUCUUUCCCAAGUGAUUCGAUCAAAAACUUGGCGGAAAUUUUCCAAAAUUCCUUUCUGAUGUUUUUAGUUGUGUUUUUGAAGACUCAUUGUUCAACUGAGUGAGAGAGAGAGAGAGAGCAAGAGAGAGAGAGAGAGAGAGAGAGAGAGCAAGAAAGAGAGAGAGAGAGUGUGUGCAGGCAUGAGUGAGUUUCAAUAGUAUAACACACACUUUACCUAUUUUACCAUUUCUUAAAAAAAGAAAAAAAAAGAAAAAUAGAUAAUUUUGUUUAUAUAUUAACUUGUCUGGUUACCACGUUUGACAAUAAAACAAAAUGGCAAUAAUA